UAUUAUGCACGGCGCCAUCCGUAGUGUAGAUAUGGAUGAAGGUGUUUUCGGAAUUGCUCAUUCCGAAUUAAUUGCAAAGGAGGACAUGCAGCAACUUUUUGAACACGAAGAAUUGGGCAUCGCUGUCAUUCAUACAUACAUAUGGUAUAUGUAUGACACAUUGAUGCGGGGAACUGAAUUGUGUAACCGAUUCAAUUUUAUUGCUGCUUCCCGUAUCAACACAACGUUUAUAACGAAAAAUCCAACAUCCGUAAUGAAUGAACUAGUCGAUAGAUUCAUGGUGGCCGGCGAUAAUACUACACCCAGUUUGUAUUUUUUACCGUUUAAUUCUGGCAACGGUGGUCACUGGGUGUUGGUUGCUAUGGAUCUUUCGAGACUAAUGGUGUAUUAUCUCGAUUCGUUACCGGGUAAUUGGAGUAAAUAUCCGAGUAUGAAGAAGACGGUUGACGCGGCAAUACUAAAAUUUAGAUCGAAAAAGAAUUAUCGUAAUAGGAAGGACAUUACCUGGGUCAGAUUUUUGCCUAAACUUGAGUAG
Lathyrus oleraceus (garden pea) is the source of this 535-nucleotide messenger RNA. RefSeq lists its product as uncharacterized. Gene Ontology annotation, molecular function: cysteine-type peptidase activity. The transcript is spliced from 5 exons. Gene Ontology annotation, biological process: proteolysis. Lineage: Eukaryota; Viridiplantae; Streptophyta; Magnoliopsida; Fabales; Fabaceae. The record is from RefSeq and is a predicted model, not a curated record. Bases 5 to 535 code for a protein of 176 amino acids.